AUGGGAGCAUCUCCAGGAUUCACGGCCUUCCUUACAACCUCCUGGGCAAUCAUUUUCGCGGGUAAUUUACUCCUCGCGUUGCUUCUACCCGGCCUACUCGCUCGAGAGUUUCUCAAGCGGUACGCAAAGCGCGAUAUACUGGAGGCUGCUAAAGUGGGUUACUCUAUAGCGGGGCAGCGGAGAGGCGGGCGAGUGGUGGUGCUGCGAGGGCGAGUGAGCCUGCCUUCCAUGUCAGCAUCAAUGCCAGGAGGGUCGAGCCUCGAUGGAGAUCACGGUUUCCUCAUCAUGAGCACCUCUCUCCAAUCCUACCACUCGCGCCGAGCGACAGCGUUCUAUCGCAGCCGCGAGCACCUGCGGCAGAUCCUGGCCGUCGAUUUCCGCAUAUCCGACAGCAACGGGGACAGCAUCCUGGUGUGCGGGCGGCGGGCGGCGGACCGUGGGAAACUGGCGGCGUUUGUGCAGCACGGGACGGUGGUGCCUUUGGCGUCUAGCAAGCGGAUCAUCGGCUUCCUGGAUACUUCCUGGCUGGAGCAGGAGCAGCAGUUUCUGGAGACUCAUCCCAACUUGCAGCCUUCGGAUCUGGUUAUCUCCCGAGGCACCUUACUCGUCCCCAUCCAACCCACCCUUUCCUCUCAUCUACCCCGCAGGAUGGUCACGGAGGGGCAGACAGUGAGUGUGAUGGGGCUUCUACUAGAAGCGAGACCUCUCGAGGACGACGGGGAGACGAUUCGCAGCAGCAGCGUGUGGUCUACAGCUCAGGAGGGUCUGGUGCUGGAGCCGCUGGGCUCGCCUGUGAACGUGGGCGAAUUCUUCCUCUGCUGGGGCUUUUUUCCCGUGUACUUUCCCACCUGGGUGUCCGGGCUACUCGUCUCGGACAAUCAAGGGCUGUUUUAA
Messenger RNA from Closterium sp. Naga37s-1, 894 nucleotides. The record is from the annotation of a GenBank genome assembly. Lineage: Eukaryota; Viridiplantae; Streptophyta; Zygnematophyceae; Desmidiales; Closteriaceae.